AUGCCGAGGCGCAGGGAGAACGUCGAAUGCGUCCAUUGUGGCCGCUUUCAUCCACAGUAUUACGGCGCAGCAUUGAAAAACCAUGCGAGAGUACAUCAAAACCGUCGGGAGGCUGCGCAAAGACAACGUGAACCCUCAACAGAAACAGAAGAUGACCUGAUAUCACUUCCACACGUUGCAGGCUUAGUUCGGCGUAUCCGGCGUCUAAAGCAAGAGCAACUGACCACUGAGAAUGUGGCACAAAGGUUGCUGAACAUAUGGGGCGAUGAUGACGGGAGACUGGCGUUGCUGCGCCGUCUAAUGGACCCAGAUCUUCCACCUGGGGCUCGGCUUCCAUCUGAGCAAGGAGCAAAUUCGCUAUUGGCAACUGCCAGAAACGUAGUCCUUACCUUAAUUGGCCCUCUGGUCCAAGCUGGGGUAAUGAUUCCUACUUAUUUCGAGCCUGGACCGUUGGAAGACCCUACAUGGCCUGAGGAAGAGCCGUGUCACUACCCUAUACACUCGUCCUUGACGAGAACAUCAAUUGGAUUGGCGCUCCUUCGAGAUGAUGCCCGCGCAGUUGAGAUGCUAGUCGCGCUCGGGAUGGAGCCAAACGGUAUGCUCUUCUGUGGGUACAGUAUUUUGGCCGUGGCCAUCUUAACAUCGGCGAGGGAGGCUCUGGACUACAUUUUAUCCCUCGGAAACAAGGUGAAAGUUGAUCAAAAGGCAAAUGCCUACGGCGAGCAGGAGGAGACGGCGAUAACGCUGGCAUGGAAGGUCGGGAACAUAGACCUUUUCAGGGAACUCUUAACCCAUCAUGGUGGAGUCCCAGGCCGAACCCUUUUUUGCAUCUGUGCCUAUGAACAACAUGAUGUGCUCGACGAGGUGCUUCAACUUGGUUUGGAUGGCGGAGAACUUCUUCGGGCGCAACAUCCGAUCAGCCAAGAGACCCCUCUUCACGCCGCCGUAUUGAACCCGGAUCACGCUGUCUUGGACACCGUAAUGCAAUUGGCCGUGCGGGUUGGUGACAGUGAGGGUGACACGUAUCCACAAUAUCUUCGCCUUCGAAAUAGCCAAGGCCAAACGGCACUGAUGUAUGCCAUCGAGAACCGGAGAUCCAGGAGCAUCAUAACCCUUCUCCAUGACCGAGAUACCGAUCUUAACGAGCGAGCGUGGGGCGGCCAGACCGCGCUAUGGUAUGCUGCUCGCACCAGAAAUCUCGGGCUAGUCGAUAUACUCCUUGCAGCUGAGUGCGAUACGGGCAACCCUCUUCCUCUUCAGUUUCCGACUAAAGGUACUCCGCUCAAUGCCUUGCUCUAUGCAUAUGAGGAUAUUCUGCACGAAUACACGCAGGAAACACUAAAAGGUGUAUAUGGAGCACACCGAAGAUUCAGUCAGGGGAAGGUGGAAAUUAUUGAGCUUGCUCGGACUUUACUUGCGUACGGUUGUCAAUCAAAUGUAGGGGAUGAUCGUUGGCGAAUUCCUAUGACCGAAAGACUACAACUAUUUCCAGAGUGGGGGGCAUUGUUCAUGUAG
Aspergillus bombycis is the source of this 1515-nucleotide messenger RNA. RefSeq lists its product as uncharacterized. Bases 1 to 1515 code for a protein of 504 amino acids. The transcript has a single exon. The record is from RefSeq and is a predicted model, not a curated record. Lineage: Eukaryota; Fungi; Ascomycota; Eurotiomycetes; Eurotiales; Aspergillaceae. Gene Ontology annotation, biological process: RNA processing. Gene Ontology annotation, molecular function: RNA binding; RNA nuclease activity; protein binding.